This is a messenger RNA of Xiphophorus couchianus (Monterrey platyfish), 7304 nucleotides long. RefSeq lists its product as uncharacterized. Gene Ontology annotation, cellular component: external side of plasma membrane. NCBI's taxonomy places the organism in Eukaryota, Metazoa, Chordata, Actinopteri, Cyprinodontiformes, Poeciliidae. Bases 236 to 6187 code for a protein of 1983 amino acids. Gene Ontology annotation, biological process: cell surface receptor signaling pathway; immune response. The transcript is spliced from 35 exons. Gene Ontology annotation, molecular function: transmembrane signaling receptor activity. The record is from RefSeq and is a predicted model, not a curated record.
AGUCCUUUGCUUCUUUUACCACAACUUCUCAUCAUUGGAGCGGAAACAUCACAGCAGAAACUCAGUGCAGUGAUGUCAGUGUUUAAAAUAAACGUCGUCCCGUCAUUCUCAGAUAAAACGUUGAUCCUGUUUCAGACGGCUCCAUUUCUCUAGAGACGUUGCAGAGGCAGCAUGUUAUGAAAGGAACAUUAUUGGACCAAAGCAGAGCAACACAUGGUUCCAGGUUGAGGUCAGGAUGGGGAACACCUCACCCAGGGUUCUGGUCUCACUCUUGCUGAACACACUGCUCUGCUGUGGACAAACUCUCGAUCCUGUGCUGACUGUUGAGCCCAACUGGUCGACUUUUUAUGUUGGAGAGUUUGUUACAUUUAUCUGUGACAUGAAUGAAGGACAAGACACUGACUGGUACUACCAGUUCAUAAGGAAUGGUCAACAAUUUGUUGGCUAUCAGUCAGAUAAACGGUUCAGAGUUGAUCGUCUGUAUACUGGUCAUAGUGGUGAAUUUCAGUGCUGUGGUCAAUGGAAGGGUUCAUCUGACAAUAAGUGCAGUAAAACUGUCACUGUUACUUUCUCAGAUAAACCUGGAGCCAAACUGACUGCAGGUUCAACAACCAUACCAGUAGGGGGCAGUGUGACUCUGAGCUGCUCAGUGGAGCCCUCUGCUGGAUGGAAGUACAGAUGGUUCAGGAGGACCUCAGAUUCUUCUUUUGUUGAAUUCAUCAGAAAUAAUGAAGAAAACAGAGAAAUCACUGUGACACAAGGAGGAAUCUAUAAGUGUGAUGGAAAGAGAGGAAAUCCUUCAUUCUACAGUUAUUCAAGCCAUGAGAACAAAAUUGAAAUAAUGUUUUCCAACAAGGUUUUUGUGACUCGACAACCAAACUUGCCUCAUAUCUUCAGUGGUGAGUCGAUCACUCUGACAUGUGAGGUCCAGGGAGGAGAAACCACUGAGUGGUCGUGUGAAUGGAGGAGAUCUGGGUCAAUAAUACACUGGACAGACAGUAAAGACUGGACUUUCAUUGUCUCUGAGUCCAGCAGAGGAAACUACAUGUGUCAGUGUAGAAGCAGAGAUGACUGGCAUUCUUCAACACAGUGGAGUGAAACCAUCAAACUGUCUGUAUCAAGAGAUAAACCUGGAGCCAAACUGACAGCAGGUUCAACAACCAUACCAGUAGGGGGCAGUGUGACACUGAGCUGCUCAGUGGAGCCCUCUGCUGGAUGGAAGUACAGAUGGUUCAGGAGGACCUCAGACACUUCUUUUGUUGAAUUCAUCAGAAAUAAUGAAGAAAACAGAGAAAUCACUGUGACACAAGGAGGAAUCUAUAAGUGUGAUGGAAAGAGAGGAAAUCCCUCAUUCUGCAGUCAUUCAAGCCAUGAGAACAACAUUGAAAUAAUGUUUUCCAACAAGGUUUUUGUGACUCAACAACCAAACCGGCCUCAGAUGUUCAGUGGUGAGUCGAUCACUCUGACAUGUGAGGUCCAGGGAGGAGAAACCACUGAGUGGACGUAUGAAUGGAGGAAAUCUGGGUUGGCCACUCGAAGGGUAUAUGGUAAAGACUGGACUUUCAGACUCCCUGACUCCAGUAGUUUAGACUACAUGUGUCGUUGUAGGAGAAGAGAUGACUGGUAUUCGUCAACAAAGUGGAGUGAAACCAUCACACUGUUUGUAUCAGACAAACCCAGAGCCAAACUGAGAACAAGUUCAACAACCAUACCAGGAGGGGGCAGUGUGACACUGAGCUGCUCAGUGGAGCCCUCUGCUGGAUGGAAAUACAGAUGGUUAAUACGGAUCUCAGACAUUUCUUUUGUUGAACUCAGAACAAAUAAUGAAGAAAACAGAGAUAUCACUGUGACACAAGCAGGAAUCUACAGGUGUUAUGGAGUGAGAGAAAAUCCUGAAUUCUACUCUGAACCAAGUGAUGACGUCACUAUCCGGAUAAGCUUGUCCAACAAGGUUGUUGUGACUCGACAACCAAACCGGCCUCAGAUCUUCAGUGGUGAGUCGAUCACUCUGACAUGUGAGGUCCAGGGAGGAGAAACCACUGAGUGGACGUGUGACUGGAGGAAAUCUGGGUCAAUAAUACAGAGGACAGACAGUAAAGACUGGACUUUCAUUGUCUCUGAGUCCAGCAGUGGAGACUACAUGUGUCAGUGUAGAAGCAGAGAUGACUGGUAUUCUUCAACACAGUGGAGUGAAACCAUCAGACUGUCUGUAUCAGGAGAUAAACCCAGAGCCAAACUGGCAGCAGGUUCAACAACCAUACCAGUAGGGGGCAGUGUGACAUUGAGCUGCUCAGUGGAGCCCUCUGCUGGAUGGAGAUACAAAUGGUUCAGACGGACCUCAGACACUCCUGAAGUUCAAGUCAGAACAAAUAAUAAAGAGAACAGAGAAAUCACUGUGACACAAGGAGGAAUCUACAGAUGUAUGGGAAUUAGAGAAAAACAAGAUUUCUACAGUGAUUCAAGCGAUGAGGUCAAUAUCCAGAUAAUUUUUUCCAACAAGGUCUUUGUGACUCGACGACCAAACCGGCCUCUUGUCUUCAUUGGUGAGUCGAUCACUCUGACAUGUGAGGUCCAGGGAGGAGAAACCACUGAGUGGACGUGUCAACCAAAGGCCCAGUUGAAUAGUAAUAGCAGAGAGAUACCAGCAGGAGGCAGAGUGACGCUGACCUGUAUAGUGGACUCAUCGUCAUCUGGUUGGAAAUAUUUCUGGUACAAAGAGCGAGACUCCUCAGAGCCUCUGACCAGAGAAGAAGCUGUUUUCCCUUCAAAUGGGCAAAUGAGUGUCUCAGAGGAGGGACUGUAUUGGUGCAGAGGAGGACGAGGACGACCAGUUUACUACACAGACUACAGUGACAGAAUCAGCAUCACUAAGAAUGUGACUGUGUCCAGUCCCACCAGCUCUUCAUUUCCUAUGAUGUCUAUUAUUGGACCAUUUGUUGGAAUCAUUCUCAUCAUUCUCCUCCUCUUGUUGUGGCGUUACCGACUGUCAAAGGAUUUGUCCUGUCUCAGGUCAUUUCAGUCUGAAAGCAGCAGCCAGAGGCCGACCACUAAUCAUGGAGUGAACAAGACUGAAAGUGAUUACAGCUCUCUGCUGCAUGGCACCUCUUCUAUCUAUCACAUUAUCCGUCCGCGUGGAGCCGCUGGAAAUGAUGAAACUGUGACAUACACAAAGAGAAGAGAGAGACCUCAUCAUCCAGAGGAAAGUUCUGCUUAUGUCAAUGUGAGACCAGGAAAUAACAGCUCAGCCGGUGUGACAGGUAGCUGCCGCUUCCAGGUGAAAUGCAUUUCCCUCAUCAAGGAUCAGUGCUUAGAGGAGUGGAUUCCCAGAGAAAAGACGCCAGACGUCCUGAACUCACUGUUCUGCUGUGGACAAGCUCACGCAGACAGACCCACGGCCACAUUGACAGCAGGUUCAACAACCAUACCAGUAGGGGGCAGUGUGACACUGAGCUGCUCAGUGGAGCCCUCUGCUGGAUGGAAGUACAGAUGGUCCAGGCGGACAUCAGACACAAGUGAAGCUGAAAUCACAACAAAUAAUGAAGACAACAGAGAAAUCACUGUGACACAAGGAGGAAUCUACAGGUGUGCAGGAGAGAGAGAAAAUCCUGUCUUCAACAGCCUUCCAAGCCAUUACGUUACCAUUGAAACAACCUAUGCUGUGCUGACUUUUGAGCCCAACUGGUCGACUUUUUAUUCUGGAGAGUUUGUUACCUUUAGAUGUGACAUGAAUGAAGGAGAAGAUUCUGACUGGGAAUACAAGCUGAACAGGAAUAAUAAAUCAUAUCUGUCCUACAUACCACAUAAAAGCAACACGUUAUUACUUCUUAGUGGUGAAUAUCAGUGCUGUGGUUGUAGGAGGAGCUCAGAUCAAACAAAAUGCAGUAAUAUUGUCACUGUUUCAGCAGACAGACCCACGGCCACAUUGACAGCAGGUUCAACAACCAUACCAGUAGGGGGCAGUGUGACACUGAGCUGCUCAGUGGAGCCCUCUGCUGGAUGGAAGUACAGAUGGUUCAGACGGACCUUAGACACACCUGAAGCUGAAAUCACAACAAAUAAUGAAGACAACAGAGAAAUCACUGUGACACAAGGAGGAAUCUAUAAGUGUGCAGGAGAGAGAGAAAAUCCUGUCUUCAACAGCCUUCUAAGCCAUGACGUUACCAUUAAAACAACCUCAGACAGACCCACGGCCACAUUGACAGCAGGUUCAACAACCAUACCAGUAGGGGGCAGUGUGACACUGAGCUGCUCAGUGGAGCCCUCUGCCGGAUGGAAGUACAGAUGGUUCAGGAGGACCUCAGACACACCUGAAGCUGAAAUCACAACAAAUAAUGAAGACAACAGAGAAAUCACUGUGACACAAGGAGGAAUCUACAGGUGUGCAGGAGAGAGAGAAAAUCCUGUCUUCAACAGCCUUCUAAGCCAUGACGUUACCAUUAAAACAACCUCUCCCAAUAAACCCAGUUUGAUUCUGCAACCCAACUGGUCUCAGAUCUACAUAGGAGAGAAAGUCACUCUGAGAUGUGAGAUCCAGGGAGGAACUGAGUGGACGUAUGAAUGGAGACCAACCAAUAAAAACUCUCCAUCAUCCAGUGAAUACAGCAUCAACUACAUUACUGAGUCCCACAGUGGAGAUUACAGCUGCAGAGGAAACAGAAACUAUGAGCUAACAGAGUGGAGUGAUGCUGUCAGACUGACUGUGAUAUAUGAGAGAUGUUCAGGACAAAUGUUUGACCCAGUUUCAAAUCUCUCUCCAGUGUCUCCCCCUCAGCCUGUCCUCUCUGUGUCUCCAUCAUGGCCGAAUCCUGGAGCCUCAGUGACUCUGAGCUGUGAGGGUUUGGAGCUUCAAUCAGAAGGAUGGAGGUUCUUCUGGUAUAAAGCUGUUCCUGAUCCAUCCAGCAGAUACUACAGAUUUGAGCUGUUGCCUGGCAGCACCAAUGGGACUGAGCAGAACUCCUUCAUCAUUAAUGGACCGACUCACACAGGAAGAUUUGUGUGCAGAGCAGGAAGAGAAGAACCAAAGUUUUACACUGAUUACAGUGAAGUAAAGUUUGCCUGGUCUGCAGAUCCUCGUCCAGCAGCUUCUCUCUCAGUGAAUCCUGACAGAGUUCAACACUUCAGAUCUGACUCUGUGUCUCUGAGCUGUGAGGGAAACUCUACUGAGUGGAGAGUGAUGAUGUUUACAGAAAGAGACGGACUGUCAGACUUUACCUGCUCCCACUGGGGGAACAUGACUGGAUCUACAUGCACCAUUAACAUUUCCUGGAAUAAUAAUGGAGUGUUCUGGUGUGAGUCAAGAUCUGGAGAGUUUAGCAAUGCUGUCAACAUCACUGUACACGAUGAUUAUCAUGAUGUUAUUAUCCUGGUGAGCCCUGUUCAUCCUGUGACUGAGGGAGAUCCUGUUACUCUGAGCUGCAGAGACAAAAAACAAAAUCUUCUCUCUAAUGUGUUUUUCUAUCAUAAUAAUAAACUCAUCAACAAUGACAGCAGAGAGGAGCUGAAGAUCUCUGCAGUGUCAAAGUCAGAUGAAGGUUUCUACAAAUGUCAACAUUCAGGAAAAGAGUCACCAAGGAGCUGGAUGUCUGUUAGAGAUGAUGAUCAUGAUGGUGUUAUCCUGGUGAGCCCUGUUCAUCCUGUGACUGAAGGAGAUCCUGUUACUCUGAGCUGCAGAGAUAAAAAACAAAAUCUUCUCUCUAAUGUGUUUUUCUAUCAUAAUAAUAAACUCAUCAAUAAUGACAGCAGAGAGGAGCUGAAGAUCUCUGCAGUGUCAAAGUCAGAUGAAGGUUUCUACAAAUGUCAACAUUCAGGAAAAGAGUCACCAAGGAGCUGGAUGUCUGUUAGAGUAACUGUAUCCAGUCCUGUCAGUUCUUCAGUUCCUGUCAUGUUGAUCGUUGGACCAGUUGUUGGAAUCGUUCUCAUUAUUCUCAUUAUUCUCAUUAUUGUCCUUCUCUUGUUGUGGCGCCGCAGACGAUCCAAAGAUUUAAGCAGUAACAGAUUGAAUCAACCAGAGAGCAUCAAUCCAGCCUCAGCUACAAAUCAUGAAGUGACCCAGAAUGACGGUUCUGUUUACAGCUCUCUGCUUCAUGGUGACACUUCCCUCUAUGAGACAAUCCAACUGAGCAGAGCCUCAGGAAACGCAGAGAAGAUUCAUCAUCCAGCAGAAGAGUCUAUAUAUGCUAAUUGCUAAACCAGGAAAGAGGAAUGUGAUGGUUGGUUCUCCAUCAGGGCUGGUCCAAGGCAAAGGCAAGGCAAGCUGAUUGUCUGCUUAGGGCCCGGAGUUGUUAGGGGGCCCUGUAAGUGGAAGUGAUUCAUUUUUUUUAUUAAUGAUUUCGAUGUGAUUACAUUAACAAAAACACACAAUUUCCUUAUAAAGUUGUGAUUUUUUUAUACAAUUACAUAUUUGAUAACAGCAACAGCAACUUCAAUAAUAAUAAUAAUAAUAAUCUACAGUCAAAAUAAUAAUAAUAAAUUGCUCUUGGGUGCCCCCUACUGGCCACGGUGGGUCACGCUUCACCGGUAAUAUGAGCUGCCUGUAAUGUGCAGUGAACCAGUGGAAGAUAAGUUAGCAAAACAAUGGCGCAAAAAGGACUUAGCUUUCAGGGACAAAGAAAAGAAAGAGGAAGAAUAGAAAAAAGCCGAGAUAAAGGUAUGUUUUUAUGUGUCUUGGUAAUGUAAUGUUUAUCAAAAAUAUUUGUGGAGCUACUAAUGGAAAAUUCAACAGCCAAACAUUUAUACUAGCAUCUUUGUAUUUGUGUGAAACUGAGCAUCAACUUUAAAUGAGUUUAUUGUCGUUGUUGGCCUUAUAUAUUUCUGAGUCUUUUGGGGGGGGGGGGGGGGGGGGUUGUUGGCUUAUAAACAUGUGUUUAACAUUUGAUAACAAUUAUUAAAACUUCCCAAUGUUUGACUUUGUCUAGCAAAUGCUUUUACAUCAGACUACAUGGCUACUGCAUUGAUCUAUCAAUGAGCUAAUCUUAGCUGUAGUUGGUGAUAUAUUGUUUGCUGCUGCACAUGAAAUUUUAUGUGGCUAAAACAAACAUUAUUUUUACAUCAUCUUCUUAAGUUAUUUGAAACUUCUCCAGGAGCUCUAAAAAUUAUUUGAAGGCACAGAAUCAGCCCAGUACCGAUCCACAUCCACAGCCGAGAAAAACUCACCUCGUAUGAAUUUAAUAUCUAGCUAUUGGUAUUAUUAGUACUUCAUGACUAUCUGUGUAUGUAUUCCCUCUUAAAUCCAAUACAUACUACAUUUUGUUGCUUUUACUACCACUAGCAUAUAGGAUACAAUUUAAAAUGCAAAGUGAGAGAUU